Trametes versicolor FP-101664 SS1 is the source of this 5307-nucleotide messenger RNA. RefSeq names its product ketoacyl-synt-domain-containing protein. Bases 1 to 5307 code for a protein of 1768 amino acids. The record is from RefSeq and is a predicted model, not a curated record. The transcript has 8 exons. Gene Ontology annotation, biological process: fatty acid biosynthetic process; secondary metabolite biosynthetic process. Gene Ontology annotation, molecular function: 3-oxoacyl-[acyl-carrier-protein] synthase activity; fatty acid synthase activity. NCBI's taxonomy places the organism in Eukaryota, Fungi, Basidiomycota, Agaricomycetes, Polyporales, Polyporaceae.
AUGGCCGCAGAGUUCCCCGGGGCUGAGGAUACAGCGCGACUGUGGACAGUACUCGGGGACGGUAUCAAUACGUUGAGGAAGAUCCCUCUAGACCGGUUCGAUACCUCCGUCCAUACGGAUGUUUCUGGCGCCCGUGGAAGGUCCAUGAAGACCACCAUGGGAAACUUCAUAGUCAAUGCAGACGCCUUUGACAACGCCUUCUUCCAGGUCUCGCCGAGGGAGGCGCGCAGCAUGGAUCCGCAACAGCGUGUCCUCCUUCGUGUAGCACACAACGCGCUCGAGAAUGCAGGCUAUGUACCCAAGGCGACGCCGACAUUCGACCCAGAGAGCUUUGGGACAUUCAUUGGUGUAGCUACCAACGACUACGUGCAGAAUUUGCGGGACGACGUGGAUGUCUACUACAGCACUGGCACUCUUCCGGCCUUCCUGAGCGGGCGGAUAUCGUACGCAUUUGGUCUGGGCGGACCUUCCAUGGUCCUCGACACUGCGUGCUCGUCAUCCUUGGUGGCAAUUCACCAGGCGUGCCGUGCGCUGGCGUCCGGGGAUUGCAAUGCGGCGCUCGCCGGAGGGGUGAACAUCAUCACCAGCCCGGAUAUGUACCUUGGCCUUGCACGAGGUCACUUCCUGAGCGAGACAGGGCAGUGCCGGCCUUGGGACGCCUCAGCUGAUGGAUACUGCCGCUCCGAGGGGUGCGGCGUUUUCGUGCUCAAGCGCCUGGAAGACGCGGUGGCGGAGAAUGACAGGAUCCUGGCCGUCAUUCGGGGGAGUGAAGUCAACCAGUCCGGAAAUGCGCGCUCGAUCACCCACCCGCACGUUCCUGCCCAAGCCACCCUCUUCCAGAAGCUCGUCACAUCAGCUGAUGUGGACCCGCUGGACAUCAGUGUCGCUGAGUGCCAUGGGACUGGGACGCAGGCAGGGGACCCCGCAGAGCUGGAAGCGAUACGGAAGGUCUUUGCCAUCGGCCGCCUAAAGGACAACCCGCUACACAUCACGUCAAUUAAGGCGAACAUCGGCCAUGCUGAGGCUGCGUCCGGCGCUGCAAGUUUGGCGAAGCUCAUUCUCAUGCUGCAGCACCGCACUAUUCCCCGACACAUCUCCUUCAAGACGCUGACUCCUCGCAUACCCGACCUCGCCGUCGACAACGUGCGCAUCGACACAGAGUCUACUCCGUGGACAUCCGCAGAGGGAAAGACGCGUCUCGCUUUGCUGACGAACUUCGGUGCUGCUGGGUCCAACAGCGCUCUGCUUCUUGAGGAGCAUAUACCGCCUCCUCGUAUCGGUGUCCCCGUAGGCGACUUUCUACUCGGACUCUCCUGCAAGAGCGAGGCCGCGGCCGAAGAGCGUCGCCGCACGUACAUGUUACAUCUCGAGCACAGUAUCCGCGACACUGCGUCGUUGCAGGACUUCAUGUACUCCGCAACCGCGCGCCGGGAGCUUCAUGGGUACCGGCUAGCAGUUUCCGGAAGAUCUCAAGCGGAGCUGUUCGCGAACCUAGGCAGCGCGAAAGUCAUCAAGGCAAGCCCCGCCGACAAAGUCGUUUUUGUCUUCUCUGGCCAAGGCUCGCAGUAUGACAGAAUGGGCUCCGACUUGUACCAGCACCUCCCCGCUUUCGCACGAAUCGUGGACGAGUGUCACAAGAAGCUCGUCAUGGCAGGAUGUCCUGGGAUCCUGGAUACCUUCAUCUCAGGCUUGCAUCACAGCGAACGAAGAAACGAGCCAAUACGGUUCCGAUCAUCCCAGGCGUCAUUGUUCGUCCUCGAGUACGCCCUCGCGCAGCUGUGGAUCUCAUGGGGCAUUCGUCCGUGUGCAGUGAUGGGACAUAGUUUUGGCGAGUUCGCGGCACUGACGGUCGCUGGCAUACUCACACUGGAUGACGCUCUCCGCGUAGUCACGAGACGCGCCGAAGUCAUCGCCGAGAAAUGCGCCCUCCACAAUACCGGCAUGACCUCCGUCCAAGGGCCCGUGGAUGAGUUUGCACAGUGUCUAGGAAGCGCCCCCUUUUCGCGGUUGGAGGUCUGCUGCUACAACAGUGCCACGAGUUUCGUAGUCGGCGGCGACCUUGGCGAACUGUACCGCUUCGAAGAAAUGUGCACCGCGCAGGGUGUGCGUCAUACGCGACUUGACAUUCCAUACGCCUACCACUCCGCAGCGAUGGACCCUGUCCAGCGCGAUCUUGAGGCUCUCUACGCGGAAGUCAUGCCAUCACCCCCAGAGAUCCCUGUCCUUUCGAACACCACUGGGUCGAUGAUCCAACCAGGGGAUAGUAGUGCUAUCGGCGUCGACUACUUCGCGCAGCACUGUCGGAAGGCUUCACGUUUCCAGCAAGGCGUAGAGAGCCUGAGCACGCACAUCAACCUCUCCGAGGUCGCGGCGUUCAUCGAGGUUGGUCCCCACUCUGCCACGCUUCCACUCCUGCGCGGGAUCCAGAAGGAUGGUUCGCCACUGUUGCUCCCCUCGGCGCGGAAGACCUCCCCUGGGCUGGAGACUCUGUGCACAUCCCUCGCGCAGCUUUACUGUACAUCCGUUCCCGUGGACUGGCGGAAGGUGUUCGCAGAUCUCGCCCCCAGCGCCAGGCUGGUCGACCUCCCAGCGUAUCCCUUCGCGCAGACGAGGUUCUGGAUGUCAUACAAAGAACACGCUAGGCGCGACGAAGUUCCCCUUCAGAUAGCAACAACUCGCUCGCGCUUCUCCCUCCUCGAUCGCUGCGUCCGCUCAGCCUCGAGUGAUACAGGUGCCGUGUUCGAGACGAGUCUGGAGACUUUGUCGGAGCUCAUCCAGGGACACAAAGUCGGGGACGUCCCUCUCUGCCCUGCCUCAGUGUACGUGGAGCUCGCUACGUCGGUAGCUAUCUCUGUUCUGCAAGACCGUCAUGCGUGGGCUGAAGGCGACGUCCUGGACCUCUCUGAAGUUGUCUACCCCAGGCCACUGGUCUACACUCCUAGAAGCAACGAUCGGAUCCACGUAGAGGUGUCAUUGCUCGAAAAGCAUAAGGGAUCAUUCUCUGUCUCUCUAAUACCCAAGGCCGAGGCGGCUGCUCAGGUGUACUGCAGGGGUUCCUUCAAGAAAACAACAUCCGAAGCCCGUUUGUCCAAGUUCUCCUACGCAGCCUCCACGGUCCAACGUGAAAUCCAAGCCGUUCUUCGCGCGGGCCCCGCAGGGGCUUCCGAGACGUUCACUACCCGGACAGUAUACGACCUCCUCUUCCCCUCAAUCGUCGCAUACUCGAACAUAUACCGCGCCGUACAAACGAUCACCGUCAACACACCCUCCUCGACCGCGUACGCCGUAAUCCAGCUGCCCAAACCCGCACUCCCUGGCACGUUCGCGGUACAUCCUAUCUUCGUCGACGCCCUCAUCCACGUCGCGGGCUUCCUCGUCAACUUCACUCGCGGCAUGAACGGCCGCGAUGCAUACAUCUGCUCGCGCGCGGACAAGGUCCAGUUUGUCCCGCAAGUGUUAGACCCUUCGGCGCGCUAUGGCGUAUACGUAACGAUUACGCGCGAGGAUAAGGGUACUGUCACAGUGGACGCGUACGCGCUCGAGGCGGACGACCCGCGCGGGAGGAUCGUUGCGCGCCUUAAGCGCGUGCACUUCCACCGACUGGGGCUGGAGGGGUUCAAGAAAGUGCUGCAGUCUCUCGCAGGCCGUUCUUCGAUGCUGCCAUCUUGCGAACAGUCACAGCCAAUCACCGCCCCGACGACCAGCUCCACAUCUGAACGCCAAAUCCUUGGGGGCUCGCUUCAAGACCUCGAGCGCGCGGUGCUCCGCGUCAUCGCGGAGACGGCUGGGAUCGCGGAAAAGGAGGUGCGGGCCGACGCGCACCUCGCACAUCUGGGCAUCGACUCGCUCAUGCUCUGGGAGGUCGCCGCUGGCCUGCGCGAGAUCGUCCCAGGUGCAGCGCAGGUGCUCGCUGCGCAGGAGCUUGCGGGCGCGACGACUGUGGGUGAUCUUGUGUGGCUGGUGAGCGAGAAGUAUGGACGCGGUAGCGUGCUGCCUAGACCGUCGACCGAGGACACCAUUACAGCGCCGACGCUCCUCCCUGCGCGCGAAGUUUCUGGCGCUGUCAUUGCUGAUUCCACCGCGGUGGACAUGGAUGCAGUCAAGACGGCGCUAUCUUCUGUUCUUGACAUUCCCGCUGCGGACAUCUCGAACGACGCGGAGCUGCAUGCACUCGGGCUCGACUCUCUUUCCGCAAUCGAGGCGCGACACACAUUCGAUAUACGCUGCGGUGUCAAGGUCGACGAAGAGACGCUCUUUGCGUGCCACACUGUCCGCGACAUCCUUCGCGCGCUCGUUCCCGGAGACCCGCUCUCCCUGACUUCCUCUCGCAUCCCCGAUAUCGCAAGACCAAGCGCGUACACGCCCUCUCUAGUGCCCGAAACCCCGCCCUCCCCUCCCGUCCCUCCUGCCCCCUCCAGCGCCCCCUCCAGCGGGCCCCCUGCAUCUCCCCUUGCUCAAGAAACCGUCCACCACGCAGACGGCUACUCCCUCGUCCGCAUCCAAUCCCGACCCCCGGGCACCACCGCCUACCUCCCCCCGCUCAUCCUCAUCCACGACGGCAGCGGGACGAUCGGGGCCUACGAGCGGCUCGCGCCCCUCGGACGCGACGUCUGGGCCGUGCGCAACGCCGACUUCGGCCGCUUCUUCGCGGCGCCAGGGCGGGCGGAGGCGGAGUGCGGGGCGGUCGUGGCGCUGGCGCUGGCGUAUGCGGCUACGCUGGCGACGGAGGUGUUGUUCGAUGAGAACUUAUGUGUCAGGGGCGGGUGUAUCGUUGGGGGAUGGUCGUUCGGGGGCGUCGUGGCGUACGAGGUCGCGCACCAGCUGCGCGCGAUGGGCGUCCGCGUAGGGCUCCUGCUCAUCGACGCGCCCGCGCCCCAGCCCCCCAACGCGCUCCCCGACUGGCUCAUCGACGCUCUCCACAGACGCCUCACGACUUCAACGGCGGCACGCGCCGACUGCGGCUUCGCAGUGCAGAUGCGCAUCGCGGCACGCGCGCUCGCCGCAUACCGUCCCAACCCUAGCGCACCCGCCCUGCGCGCGGUGUACCUGCGCGGCAUGGAGCCCGCAGACCUCGCGGUGUCCACGGCGGAGAGCGGCGAGAUCGACGCGCAGGUGCGUGCGUUCCUGACGAAAGAGGGCGAUGAGUGGACGGUGCCGCUAUGGGAGAAGGCACUUGGGGGCGGGACGAUGGACGUUUUGGACGUCCCUGGGGAUCAUUUCAGGAUUUUCGGUCGCGCGAACGCUCAGAUGGAAGGGCUCAGCGAGCAGCUUGUAAAGGGCCUUCAUUUACUGUCGGGAUGGACCUAG